This is a messenger RNA of Haliaeetus leucocephalus (bald eagle), 4842 nucleotides long. RefSeq names its product intraflagellar transport 20 (gene IFT20). Gene Ontology annotation, biological process: intraciliary transport; protein localization to cilium; centrosome localization. Gene Ontology annotation, cellular component: Golgi apparatus; centrosome; cilium. Bases 54 to 452 code for a protein of 132 amino acids. The transcript is spliced from 7 exons. The record is from RefSeq and is a predicted model, not a curated record. NCBI's taxonomy places the organism in Eukaryota, Metazoa, Chordata, Aves, Accipitriformes, Accipitridae.
CUCUGCCCGGUGCCCGCCGGGGGCUGCGGGACGCGCCCCCUCCCCUCGGGAAGAUGGCGCAGGCGGCGCUGGGCGCGGCGGGCCUCCACUUCGACGAGCUGAACAAGCUGCGGGUCCUCGACCCCGAGGUGUCGCGGCAGACGGCGCAGCUCCGGGAGGAGUGCGGGGUUUUCCUGGAGAAGAUAGCAGAAUUCCAAAAAAUAGUGGGUAGCUUAAUCGAACUGGUUGACCAACUGGCAAAAGCUGCGGAAAGUGAGAAGAUGAAGGCCAUCGGUGCACGAAAUUUGCUGAAGUCUAUAGCAAAGCAAAGAGAAGCUCAGGAACAGCAACUUCAGGCUUUAAUAGCUGAGAAAAAGAUGCAGUUGGAAAGAUACCGAAUAGAGUACGAGACUCUCUGUAAAAUUGAAGCAGACCAGAACGAAUUCAUUGACCAAUUCAUUUUUCAGAAAUAGAGGAUUUUAAGAUAAAAACAGACUAACUUGGAAACUUGACCAUUCCAGAGUCCUGAGAAUUUAAAAAAUAUGCAAUUUUUCACUGUGUAUGAAUGAAGAGAUGGUUUGUACAAAUGGAAGUGUCUUUUAAUUCAGUGUGAAUUACACUAAAAGUGGCAAUAAGGAGGGCCUUCUAGCAGAUGUAAAGACUGUUCUGUCCUUUGAUUUUAUAAAAGUUUUGUACAGUCAGUAGUUCUAAUUCAAAUUAUAGUUGAAUUAAUGCUACUGUUGCUAUGUUAUGUCUCUCACUUUUUGACUUGUACAGCUCUUUCAAAGAAAUCAGGAAAUAAAUUAUUGUUUUCAGACUUUCUGGAUAUACCAGAAUGAGUUGCUUCUGCUAUGUUAUUUUUGAGCUGAAGAGUUUACAACUCCCUGGGUAGUUGUAAUGGUUGUCCUAUAUGCAGUAUUUUUCACGUCUGUAAAGACACAACACACAAGCAGCAGUAACUUUUAUCUAUAUUGACCAGAUUAUUUUUUCUAUAGAGAGGAAAAAAACCCCAGAAAUUUAUGGUUAACAGAACGGAUCAAUUAUGGACACACAAAAAAGCAGAAAAUACAGCAGAAUUGAGAACUUUAAACUAUGCCUGAGGUAUGUCUGUGCAGGUAGUAAUAUUAGAGUUGAAUUCUUUCAUGGGUGUUAUUAGUGAUGGAACUGCAAACUGAUGAGACAAACCAUUCUAAGCCUACAGUGACACCAGGAGUAUACAUAAACUAUAAAUACAAAUGUGACAUCCAAGAACUGAAUGCCUGUGAUCUAAAAUCAGGCCUUGUGUUGAAGUCCAAAUAGAUGCAUUUUAUGUCUGUCUUUAGGCAACCAAAUACGGAAAUGUUGGCCUUUUUUCAAAACCUGUGGAAGGUUUAAAUUUAUUCCGGUGAAGUUCUGAAAUACCCAGGCAGUGACUGAAAAGCCUUCUCCCUGACCUGUAAUCUUGCACAAGUCUCCAAGUUUGAUUCUUGCAGAUCAGACUGAGAACUUGAAAAAGACCAAACCAACCACCCCAGAAUUUCUAUCAGUAGAGCCAGAUGCUCUGGUAAAAACUGUUGCAGCCAACAACACAAGACAGAUGUUUGUCCCAGAGGACUACGUCAGCACAGGGGCUGAAUCCAAACCAGUAGGAGUGUUGAGUAUGAGCAAAGACGGGGAUCGCAGCGCGACCCGGGCGGCGACUCCAGCCCCAUCCCGGGGGGCACGCGGUGGCUCGCGCAGCGCUGCCAGCAUCUCCAGGGCGCUAAGGCGGGGCGCGGCGGGCGGCACGGUGGGAACGAACGCUCCUACGGGAACGACAGCUUCUACCCGCCAGCCUGCAAAAUACACAACGUACCACGCCGGGAAAACCAUCAUCCGUGCCAGCAGUUGAUCAGGGACUUCUCUUGCGUGGCCCUGCGACUGCGGGCGUUGAAACUGAAAGGAGUGGCCCGCGUACAUCUGAGAUGUGAAUUUUUUUUUAAAUAUCAGUCCCAGCUGAUAAAUGAUCGUCCUGUUUGUUCUCCUUCCCGACGGAAUGGCUCGACUAGAAACGGAAGUCGUCGUGCAGGUAGAUCCAGCUGGGGAGAAAACAGGUUCUUGACUCGUACCAACGCGCCUUGCAUUGACGAGUCCGGCUUGACCUACAGAGCUCAAACAGCCACCACAGUGAGUUACAGCAUAAUCAGAUAAUUCAGUGGGUCUGAUUCCAUCCUUUAUUGAGCACAGAAGUUGUCCAAGGUGUACACGCAGAUUAUAUAGCAAUUAUCUGCUUGGAUUCCAGUUUCCCCCAUUUAUCAAUGUCACAAACAGUUUUAAAGUAACCAUACCUGAGCAGGAUUACAGAAGUACAGCGAACAGAAUUUUCUAUCAAGUUAUACUUGACAGAAGAAUUUUAAAAAGUUACAAAGAACAAACAGUUCAAGGAUCUCACGAUACUCCGUUACUAAAACCAAUAAAGGGUAAAAAAGAUGAUUAGAAAAAUUGCUACCCAGUAAAUAUUAAAACCAUCUGUUCAGUCUGGUGAGCAUUCAAGCACUCCCAGCAGAUCAAAUAGUAAAGUCCCAAACACGCCACUGAUAAAUCGGCUGAAGGAGAAAAGCACUUGAUAACUUUCAUAAAUUAAUUGGUUUGAAUCCGUCAAUGAUAUUUCACCAUACAUCAGGAAAUGGAUUUUAGCAACUUACUGUUCCAUAGCUGAGCUUGUUUAGCUCCUUUGCAUCACCUUCAAGAUGUACACACAGAGAGAUUAGGCCUUCUAAUAUCUGGAUGUUCCUUUGACAAUUUGUGAAUAAUUUUCAAGCUAUUCUUUGCACUCACUACUUCUGUACUCUUCUCAAGGCACAAUUAAUAAAAGGAGAUGCAGAAGCUAUAUUUAGAGAGCUUAAAACUUAUGAUUACAAUCUGUAAUUCAUUUGACAUUGAUAUCAACAAAGCUUAGAACUGAUUAAAAUGCAACUCUGAAAACUGCAAGCCAGAUUUUAACCUCAUUGGGAAAGAAAGAAGCAGCUCUCUUGAUGACCUCACGUUUAGAUCACUCUGAGUGUAUACACGUGUGCAUUCACUUUAGAAAUGGAACUAUCUUUGUCAAAGACAGCUCUAAAGAAGUCUCACUUUCAUUGUAGUUGAUUUGCAUUAAACAUGUAAAAUGCAGUUGAGGCUACAGAAAACAUUACCAUAAUUGUUUUUUAUAUAUAUUUGCACACACAGUUUUAGUUACACAUUUGUGCCAGUUUCAGCUACUCAAGUCUGCACAGUGCCCUGCCCACAUUCGUAUGAAGACACCCUGAAAGGUAAAUGUCCGCAAGACGUUUUAUUCUUUUUAUUUUUAUGAACAAGAUUAACCCAUGGACCUCUAGCAAUUAGCUCCAAAAAAUACACUGACGCACAAAGUGGUCUUUGCCAGUUGUGUCAUUACGUGCUCAUAAACUGUGUGUCAAAAUGAGAAAAGCCAGCAAGUAAACUGCCGAUUUGCACUGUAGUCUUACCCUGAAGGAGAAUCUAAUGAGCAGACUAAGUAACAGUGGCAGUGAAUCAAUGGCAACUAGUUCAGCAAUAGACAACCAGGAAGCAAUAAUGACACCACCAUCACCAGUUCUAAAACAUGUUAAAAUUUAGCUCAUAAUAGUAUGGAGACUUUUAAGAAGAGGUUUGAAGAAGAGGCAUACACAUGAGUCAGAAACAGUAUCUGUGCCAGCCCUGGGAAGAGAGCACAUGUUAAGAAGGGUUAUCAGUUUAUUUCUUGUGAGGUCCUGAGGCUUGAACUGUAUAGUUCAAUUUGUUUGAUCUUUAAAAAGGUCAUACCCAUAAAACAUGAACAUUUUCAGCCAUAUUCUGCAACACCACCACAUGUUGGAUUCUUUGCAUUAGGACUACAGAAAGCAACGAAAGCAUUUCUUCUGGAAAAAAUGACAUGAACUUUGCAAAUUAAGUAAAGUCCAUCCUCAACUGUAUGUUUUUCAACCUCCCAAUAAAGUGCAAGUCAAUUGCUUGUUUUGAUUUAAUCAGCAAGUUUUGCCUUUAUUCAGGAUCAAGCUUAAAGAUUAAAUGAAUAUUUUUUUUAAGAAGUCAUAUAUAUGUGCACAUAUAUGCAUAUAGAUAUGUAUAUAUGUGUGUGUAUGCACGUGUGUGUAAAAAAUCAAAACCAUGCCCAAAACAAGAUGUUACAAUGUCUUUUUACUUGUAUUCUUUUAGACAGUACUUAAUCAAGAUUGUAACAACUUAUUCUUAAAUAAAGGUGGGAGAUCAGACAGGAAAUAAAGAUAACACCACUUCUUUUUCAAAUGUCACAUUUAAUGUUUUCACCACUGUACUUCAAAUCUACAUUUUACAAAGUGACCAGCAAGUGUGCCACAUUAACUGACCAACCUCUGAGAUUUUACCUUUCAUACCAGUGUCUUCUUGGGCUCUUUUAAUUAAACACGUUUCUCAUUCAAGUGAAUUGAAAUGCUUCAGUUGGUUUUAUUCUCAGGAGCCUCAUAAAAAACAAAGAUAUUGCACCAUCUUUGUUCAGUUAUUCAAUGUUUGUCUCUUUCACAGCAAAUAAUUACUUCAUUGAAGUUAAAACUUCCAAACAUAACUUACUAAUAGUCUCCAAUUUCAGCUCAGAUCACUCUUGAUGAAAAUACUCUGCUAAAUACAGAUAACUUACAAUAACUUUAACAGUUAAUUGUCCAUAACAAACACCACGGUUUUUCUCCAGACCAAUGCUCAAAUUUUAAGACCACCCUUUAGUAUUUCUUUGUACAGGUGAAAAACAGUCUUCAAUUUUCUAGUCUUGUUUUAAAUAUAAAAGUUGGAAGGGACAUUCAAGUUUCAAGUCUCCACACUGAACUUAAAAAAAAAAAAAAUCAUGUGGAGGUAAACAAACCAAGUUGUAUACUCCAG